GCUGCGUUGCUGCUGCUGGUGCUGGCGGUGCUGCCUGUGCUUCCGCGGCGGGGUGGGGUUGGCCAAGCCGAGCCUCUUCCCCUUCCUCCUUCCUCCUCCUUCCUCCUCGGCUCCCUCCAUGGAUUUCACUUAGCUCCAGCCCUCCCUCCCCUCCCUCCCUCCCUCGGCAUGGCCGGGCCCACGGAGUCCCCUCGCGACGUGGCCUCGGCGUCCAGCUCCUCGCUCUUCCGCCUCCGCCACCUCCGCCUCGGGCUGGACCUCCGCCCUGAAGCCCGGGCUUUGGCCGGAUGCUUGGUCCUGGAGCUCUGCGCCAGGGAGGGCGAGGAAGAGGAAGAGGAAGAGGAAGAAGAGGAGGAGGAGGAAGAGAAGAGGAAGCAGCUCUGGACGCUCGUGCUGGACACUCACCCCGCCUUGAGGGUGGCCUCGGUGGGCUUCAGGCCUUCCCCCCUGGGGGAGAAGCGAUGCGGGUUCGUCUUCCACUCCGCAGGGACCCCCAAGGCCCACCCCAGCUCCUCCUCGCCCCCUUCUUCCUCCUCCCCAAGGCGGGGGGUCUCCAGGGGGGACACCAAUUCCCAUGCGCUCUCGGCCUCAGGACCCUCAGCUGACCCCUCCAGACCCCUGUUAACCCUUCAAGACCCUGCCUCAAGCCCUGACCCCUCAAGACCACCAUUGACCCCUCAAGACCCCUCUUCGAGUCUAUACCCUUCAAGAUCCCUGUUGACCCCUCAAAACCCUUCCUCAAGCCCUGACCCCUCAAGACCCUUGUUGACCCUUCAAGAACCCUCUUCGAACCCAUACCCCUCAAGAUUGCUGUUGACCCCUGAUCCCUCAAGACCACCAUUGACUCCUCAAGGCCCCUCGUUGAGUCUAUACCCUUCAAGACCCCUGUUGACCCCUCAAGACCCUUCCUCAAGCCCUGACCCCUCAAGACCCUUGUUGACCCUUCAAGACCCCUCUUCGAACCCAUACCCCUCAAGACCCCUGUUGACCUCUCAAGACUCUUCCUCAAGCCCUGAUCCCUCAAGACCACCAUUGACUCCUCAAGACCCCUCGUUGAGUCUAUACCCUUCAAGACCCCUGUUGACCCCUCAAGACCCUUCCUCAAGCCCUGACCCAUCAAGACCCCCGUUGAUGCCUCAAAACCUCUCAUCAAGCCCGUACCCCUCAAGAUCCUUGUUGACCCCUCAAGACCCCUCUUCAAGCCCAUACCCCUCAAGACUCCUAUUGACCCCUCAAGACCCAUCAUCAAGUCCAUACCCCUCAAGACCCCUGUUGACCCCUCAAGACCCAUCGUCGAGCCCUGACCCCUCAAGAGCCCCGUUGACCUCCCGAAAGGCUCAUGCUCAACACCCCUCUCCGACCCUUUCUUCUGCCCACUCUGAUAGUCCCUCGUUGGACUCCCGAUUGGCCCACGACCACUGCAAGGCUGUGAUGGAUCCUCAUUCCUCUUCUGCUCAAGCUUGCCCCUUGGGACCCUCAGAUGCCCACCACACUGCCUUGGCCUCCUCCUCCGCUCACCCCGGAUUCCCCUCGGGAUCCUUGCAGCAGCACCAGCAGGGACUUCACGGUGACGACCCCACCGUCGACCUCAAGGCCUUCCCGUUCUCGGACUGCUCCCUCUUCCCCGAGGUGCCCCCUCCGCCAGUGCCCACCUUCCCGGACCCCCCAGCGCUGUCUUCCUCUCUGCCUCCUCGCCCGCUCUUCUUCAGGGUGGACCCCUUCACCGACUACGGCUCGGCGCUCACCAUCUCAUUGCCUUCUUCGCUGGAGCCGCACCAGCCUUUCCAGGUCAUCAUACGCUACACCACCAUCGAUGCACCAGCGAUCUGGUGGCUGGAUCCUGAGCUGACGUAUGGGAACUCCAAGCCCUUUGUCUUCACCCAAGGCCAUUCCGUGUGCAACCGCUCCUUCUUCCCCUGCUUUGACACACCGGCGGUCAAGUGCACCUACUCUGCUAUCGUCAAGGCUCCUGCAGGCAUGCAGGUUUUGAUGAGUGCUACCCAAAGUUCCUAUGAAGAACAAGAGGGCAUAUACCAAUUCUACAUGGAAUACCCAAUCCCUGCUUAUCUGGUGGCGCUGGUGGCAGGGGACCUUGUGCCUGCAGACAUUGGUCCUAGGAGCAAAGUGUGGGCAGAGCCGUGCCUCCUUCCAACAGCAAUUGGCAAACUCUCUGGAAGAGUUGAACGCUGGCUCAGUGCAGCAGAAAGCCUCUAUGGCCCUUACAUCUGGGGCAGGUACGACAUCGUUUUCCUUCCCCCCUCGUUCCCAAUGGUCGCCAUGGAGAACCCAUGCCUGACCUUCAUUAUCUCUUCCAUCCUGGAGAGCGAUGAGUUCCUCAUCAUCGAUGUCAUCCAUGAAGUGGCGCACAGCUGGUUUGGCAACGCGGUUACCAACGCCACCUGGGAGGAGAUGUGGCUGAGCGAGGGGCUGGCCACUUACGCUCAGCGCCGGAUCACCACUGAGACAUAUGGUGCUGCUUUUACCUGCCUGGAGACUGCCUUCCGCCUUGAUGCCCUCCACAGACAAAUGAAGCUCCUUGGUGAGGACAACCCUGUUAGCAAGCUUCAGGUUAAGCUGGAGCCAGGUGUGAAUCCUAGCAAUCUGAUGAACCUCUUCACGUAUGAGAAAGGUUACUGCUUUGUUUACUACCUGUCUCAGCUCUGCGGAGACCCAAUGCGCUUUGAUGCCUUCCUCCGAGCCUAUAUCGAGAAGUACAAGUUCACAAGCGUUGUGGCCCAGGACCUCUUGGAUUCCUACCUGGCUUUCUUCCCAGAACUGAAGGAACAAUGCAUUGAGAGCAAAACAGGGCUCGAGUUCGAACGCUGGCUCAAUGCAACGGGCCCUCCUUUAAUUGAGCCAGACUUAUCUCAGGGAUCCAGUCUGACCAGUCCCGUGGAGACCCUCUUCAGCCUCUGGACCACGGAGCCUCUGGAUGCGGUGUCUGUGGCAAACAGCGUCAACAUUACCGAGUGGCAGACGUUCCAGACAGUGCUUUUCCUGGACAGGCUUCUGGAUGGCUCACCGCUGCCUCAUGAGGUGAUAUCAAAGCUCUCCGAAUGCUAUUCGGCCCACCUGGACAGCAUGAACGCAGAGAUUCGCAUCCGCUGGCUGCAGAUCAUUGUCCGCAACGACUACUACCCUGACCUUCACAAAGUCCGGCGCUUCUUGGAAAACCAGAUGUCCCGGAUGUACACGAUCCCAUUGUACGAGGACCUCUGCACUGGCACCUUGAAGUCCUUUGCCUUAGAAGUUUUCUAUCAGACCCAGAACCAGCUGCACCCCAACUUGCGGAAAACCAUCCAGCAGAUCUUGACGCAGGGCUUGAACCCGCUCCUUGCCAUGGACACGACGGCGGUUACCACAGAGGCCCUGGCGGUUGGGUACGAGGACAGGUCCCCGGAAGCCGUCCACAGUGCCAUUUCUCUCAGGGAUGUAAACGUGUCUGCUUAGCGCACCAGCUCGUGCCGGGCAUUUGAAGCUGGAGGGCGGGCAGCCAAUGCAGGCAGGAAGGAAGGAGGCCAUAUGAAGAAAGCACUGCUCCCCCUUCGUGCCAUAGCUCCACGAUCUCCGCUCCACGAUCUCCAGCCCACCACAAAUGUGCCUUCAGGUGCCUGACAUAUUGGCACAGCUAGAUAUCAGGGACAUAUCUCCUUUUAGCUGCAAGCAGGAGCUGUUUUGGGAUGGAUCUUCUGACUUGAUGCAUCAUGAAUGUGAAUUCCAGGGUGUCCAUUGCAAGCAGGAAAAAUAAUAAUAACAGUUUUGUUUCAGGCAUCACCUGGCAGGUGGCUUGACCUCCAGGAUGAGAGAGAUAGAGAAAGUCGGCUUGAUCUCCAAGACGAGAUAGUUGGAGAACGUCGCCUUCGGGUGCGUAUUGUUGAGGUAGUAAGAUGAAGAGAUGAUCAGGAUCAUGGACUUUUGAAAGUGAGGCAGGGAUUCACAAAGAAGAAGGUCUUUUUAAAAAAUGGAACGAAAAUGACAGUGAGGGGAACCUGUUUCCCUUUGUGCUCUUUACUGUGCGAUUCAGGAAUUGGAGAUCUGGAGGAAUCAAGUUUUAGGUGUCAAAGUUUGGGAGACUUGGGCAGGGAUCCAACAGCCUCCUGCCUUUCCUUUCUCUUUCGUGAGAUGAUCGAUACGCAAGUAUUGUUAAAUUGCAUUAGAUUUGGGAAAAAUUUUCUCCAGCUCUGUUGCAAAUCUUAAGCCUCAGCCUUCAUCCGUGUCUGAGAUAUGGCUCUGAAAACAGUUGGAGAGCUAUGUUACCUUGCUUCUUCUUGCAAAUCUAAACAUGGGCUGCAUCAGCAAGGUGCAAUCCACCCAUAUACAUCUUGGGUUAGGUUGUUCAAUUGCAUUAGAUUUGGGGGAAAUAUUCUCCAGCUCUGUUGCAAAUCUUAAGCCUUCAUCCGUGUCUGAGAUGUGGCUCUGAAAACAGUUGGAGAGCUAUGUUACCUUGCUUCUUCUUGCAAAUCUAAACAUGGGCUGCAUCAGCAAGGUGCAAUCCACCCAUAUACAUCUUGGGUUAGGUUGUUCAAUUGCAUUAGAUUUGGGGGAAAUAUUCUCCAGCUCUGUUGCAAAUCUUAAGCCUCAGCCUUCAUCCGUGUCUGAGAUGUGGCUCUGAAAACAGUUGGAGAGCUAUGUUACCUUGCUUCUUCUUCCAAAUCUAUACAUGGUCUGCAUCAGCAAGGUGCAAUCCACCCAAAAUACAUUUUGGGGUAGGUUGUUCAACGUGUGCGCAAGAGAACGUCCUGGUGGAUGCACUGGGACCAAAGAUCAUGCUGGAUGCGUUCCCAGUGUUGGGAGCAAGUUAGGGCAACAUUAAAUUACAUUAUUUUUUUCCAUUCAGAAAUGUCUUUUUGAGACCCAGAAAAGCUUGUGUCUUACCAAAGACAUUUUUUUGCAAACUUUUCUCCAUAUGAGAAAACGACUGUUGGAUCUUAGAGUCAGCUUCUUCCAAGCCAAAUGUGGGGUCAGAGCUACGUUGCUAGCCAACAAUGUUUUUUUUAACCUACCCACACUGCUGUUCACCAAAACUUUUCUUUACUGAUAUUUAGGCCGGCAGGCAGACACAAACAAAACUCACUAUGCAACGUCUUUCUCAUACAGAUAGCCUAGAAAUGAGUGGAGAGGUAGCCGUGCGUGUGGCACUGGUGCACCGGUCAGAUAGUGACCAACGCUGAGCAACGUGAUAGAGGCUCAGAUUUUCAUGAUGUGGGAAUGGCUGGGUUUUUAAUUUUUCAUUGGAAGGGGAAGUUUGGGGUAAUAAUCAGAGCCGAUGAUUGAACAAAACAGGAGCCUUUUAAAAACAACCAGGAGAGUAUUGUCGAAGGCUUUCAUGGCCGGAAUCACUGGGUUGCUAUAGGUUUUUUUGGGCUUUAUGGCCAUGUUCUAGAGGCAUU
This is a messenger RNA of Anolis sagrei ordinatus, 5390 nucleotides long. The record is from RefSeq and is a predicted model, not a curated record. NCBI's taxonomy places the organism in Eukaryota, Metazoa, Chordata, Lepidosauria, Squamata, Anolidae.